CCUAGAGGGCAGAAUAUAAACAGUCUACCUGGGUUAAAGUAAAUUAAAGGAAGGAGAGGUUUUUAUUCUGUGAUUGUAUCAAAUUGAUUCAUGGGUAUUGCUUUUAUAUAUAUGUAUGUAUGUAUGUAUAUAUAUAUAUAUAUAUAUAUGUAUGUAACUGAGCUACAGGUUUGGUGACGGGUAUGAGCAAUUAAUAACUUGAAUGUCCAUUUACAGAAUUUAUUUUCGAAUUCCGUUUAAACCUAACUUGAAUAGUUACAUUGCAAUCGCCUUAUGUUUUGAGGACAUUUUAGGGCAAAAAAUUAAAAAUGAGUGCAAGUGGACCAGCAAUUGAGCUAAAUGGAAUCACACCUUUCCAGCAAAUGGUGGCCUCCUGUUCAGGAGCUUUGCUGACUUCAUUGUUUGUUACACCCUUAGAUGUUGUGAAAAUAAGACUCCAGGCACAAAGCAGUCCAUUUCGUAAAGGGAAAUGUUUUGUAUAUUGCAAUGGACUGAUGGACCAUAUAUGUGUCUGUGAAAAUGGAAACACCAAAGCCUGGUACAAAGCACCUGGGCAAUUCAAAGGGACUCUGGAUGCGUUUGUUAAAAUCAUUCGUAAUGAAGGUCUGAAGUCAUUGUGGAGCGGGCUCCCACCAACUCUAGUUAUGGCAGUGCCGGCUACAGUUAUUUAUUUCACAUGCUAUGAUCAGCUUUGUGCCUUUUUGAAGCGCAGCCUUGGAAGUAGUGCUGACAAAGCACCACUUUUAGCUGGAGCUUUAGCUCGAGUGGGUUCAGCAACCGUCAUAAGUCCUUUGGAAUUAGUGAGGACCAAGAUGCAGUCUCAGAAGCUGUCUUACAGGGAGCUACAUGUUUGUGUCCAGUCUUCUGUGGCUAAAGAUGGCUGGCUGGCCCUUUGGAAGGGCUUGGGUCCGACUCUCCUCAGAGAUGUGCCCUUCUCGGCGAUGUACUGGUAUAACUAUGAGCAGGGCAAGAAGUGGCUGUGUGAGAAGUAUGGCACGAGAGAGCCAACAUUCAUGAUCACAUUUACAUCGGGAGCAGUGUCAGGCUCUAUUGCUGCUGUAGCUACUUUGCCAUUUGAUGUGGUAAAAACUCGAAGACAGAUUGAACUUGGGGAGCUGGAAGUUUUGAAUAUAUCUCCAAAGAAAUCAACCUCAACUUUUCACAUCAUGGGAAGAAUCAUUACUGAAAAUGGCAUGUCUGGAUUAUUUGCAGGAUUCUUGCCUCGGUUGAUCAAAGUUGCUCCAGCUUGUGCUGUGAUGAUCAGCACAUAUGAAAUUGGAAAGUCAUUUUUCCGCAAACUUAACGCUGAUAGGGAACUUCAAAAAUCAUCAGAGCACAACUUCACUUCAAAAUAAUCUAUCACUUUUGGAGGAUGACAUAGCUGGAUAAUUUGGGAUUCCACAGUGAUUCAGAGCACCUAGUUGAUACAUAUCAUGAAAAUUGCACAUCACAAAAUGAUUUAUUUUAAAAUAACACAGAGUAUUUGUUUUCUAAUCCCGGCACAACUGAAAUUGUUUGUUUCUAUACAUUGCUGUCGGUGGGGGGGUGAGGGAAUUGUUGUCAAAGAAGAAUGAUGAAGAUAAUGGUCAUUUUUUUCAAGGUAAACCUUACAAAUAUCUACAGCUAUAUUAAUUACUGUAUGAAUGAGAACUACACACAAACAUAGCUAGUUUAUCGCAUGCGAUGGAGGGGUGAACUCAAAUGUAGAUGUGAAGACAAUUUCAAACUUUUAGAACAUUUCUGAUAAACAGCACUAUGUUGUCAGCAUUCAGCUAUGGGAUUCUAAUCUCUGUACCUGGUACUAUGUAGAAAAACUAACUCCCCAUUGUGGCAUGUUCUACAGUAUAUUGACAGUGAAUGCUAAUAUUAUUUAUAUGUUUUUAAAGAUGAGUGUUCAUUAAUUCCA
Molecule: messenger RNA, 1906 nt
Organism: Polyodon spathula (Mississippi paddlefish)
Lineage: Eukaryota; Metazoa; Chordata; Actinopteri; Acipenseriformes; Polyodontidae
Gene: slc25a40
Product: solute carrier family 25 member 40
Exons: 11
Coding region: 309-1355 (348 amino acids)
Biological process (GO): mitochondrial transmembrane transport
Source: RefSeq, a predicted model, not a curated record